AUGUAUUGGCCGACUUCGAGAAAUGAGCGAUGGUUCUGUUGGACCGUAUGGGUGCAAGCAGUGGCCGUGCUGGUCCUGGAGAUCUACAACCUCUCUCAAUGGGAAUCAUGGCUCCAUCCCAAUAGCAACCAAGUCCCCGUCUCCUACCUCAUACCUGUCAAUCUUUCCCUCAUCAUGUUCGCCGUAUUCUACGAAUCGCUCAUAUCCCUAAAACUCAUGCACGACAAAAGCAACAUUCUACUGGUAGCGAUCUGUGUCAGUAAAGCCUGCAUAUUCGCAUAUUCGAUCCUGCAGUACACAUCCAUGCACGCAAACGUGAUUACGAUCCAGGGAAGUCGAGAUUCUCUCAAUCAGCCUCUGGUGGAUUUAUCGCGGGAUUUGUGGAAGGAGAUUCAUCCGACGGAGGUGACUGUGCCAAUUGUUGUUGGCAUUGCGACUGCGAUCGUGUGUCCGGUUGCGUAUCGGUUGCAUAAGGAGUACUCGUGGGCUAUAUAUCAGUGUGUGCAGGGGGAUCCGAAAGUUCGGUUCAGGUAUAGGGGAUACGAGGUCUACCUUGUCUUGAUCAUAUUCGACGUUUAUUUCCUCAUUGGCUUCAUAAUCCAGUACAAUCUGGUCGACGUACACUUCAACGAGCCCGAGUUCUCAUUGACCAUGGCUCUCAUUCCGGCCGUAGUUAUGAUCAUGGUUCUGAGCGUGUACUUUGUCCGAUCUGAGAACAGGAUUGGAACUGUCAUCGUUAUAAUCUCCUACCUCGGCCUCCUAGCAUAUAUCAUCUCCCGUAUCGUCGUUCUAUGCGGACAUAGCCUGCUCGCAAACACCCCAGGAAAAUAUAUGAUGCUACUGUUCGCCUUUGUAGCGUUAAUUUUCACCUUUCUCGCAACGGCAUGUGCUAUCUUCUGCGUAUUGAAUUUCGAGCAUGGUCUCCAGUCGGUGUUCGAUCGGAAGAGUGAGAUUCCGCGACAGUCUUUUGUGUUUCGGGAGCUGCCGAGUCGGUAUGAUAGCGCUCGCGAGUCGUCAAGGAUGUCACUUGAGUAG
Molecule: messenger RNA, 1035 nt
Organism: Talaromyces amestolkiae
Lineage: Eukaryota; Fungi; Ascomycota; Eurotiomycetes; Eurotiales; Trichocomaceae
Exons: 4
Coding region: 1-1035 (344 amino acids)
Cellular component (GO): Golgi apparatus
Source: RefSeq, a predicted model, not a curated record